UGGCAUCAGGAGGGUGAUAAAGGGCCUUCGUUUGGCAUCUGGCGUCAGUGCCUCUGCUGGCGCCGUUCACGUGGCCGGUCCUUGCAAGAAAGCAUGCAGCUCCUUGGCCGGGCGUGGGCGUGCAUCUGCGCCCUUGCGCUGGCGGCGCGGCUUCUGACGGCCGACGCCACGCAGGUGCGGGUGCGCCGCGGGGGGUACGAGGGCGUGGUCGUCGCCAUUUCGCCGGAGGUUUCCGAGUCAGCGGCGCUCGUCGACGCCAUCAAAAACAAGGUCAGGGCUGCUUCUCAUCUUCUCUUCGACGCCACUCGCAAGACAGUCUUCUUCAGGCACGUGACCAUCCUCUUGCCCAAGACGUGGCGUGGCGUGGAACCCGAUUCUCACGGCGGGGGAACGUCCUACGAGGAGAGCGCCAUCCGCGUUGCUCCCGCCAGCCCCGCCCACGGCCACCAGCCCUACACUCUGCAGCCGGGAGAGUGCGGCAGUCCGGGGAAGUUUUCUCACUUCACGCCGGAUAUUCUCACUGACGAAGGCCUCAGCGACGUGUGGGGGCCGCCGGAGAAGCUGAUGGUGCUAGAGUGGGCCAAGCUGCGCUGGGGCGUGUUUGACGAAGUGGGCUACCGAGACGACGAACAGUUUCCGCUCUAUUAUCGACCCGACUUUGAAGGAGAAGACUACGACGACGAAGAAGGAGAAAACAGCGUCAAAGAGGAAAACAGAGGCAUCGGCAAAGAAGAACCUGAAUUCGAGGAAACACUGACUACAGAUGACUCACUAGACGGGGUCCGGGUGGAGAGGAAGGCCCUAGAGGAGAGGAAGGCCCGUCUGACUGCCAACCUCUGCGCAGCCGGCAAUCUCGAAGGCCGAUACGUGAAUCCCCAGACGGGCGAGGAGUGCAUCCGGCAGGAGGAAAAGUGCGACUUCCUGGUGAAGGAUUUUCGAGCUAAUCUGUGGCCAGUGUCCCUGGACGAGGAAUGGAGGCGAAAGGCAGACGUCGCCUUCUGUGACGACGAAGAGCACUCCGCCUUCCGCCACAACAAGCAGUCGCCCAACAAGCACAACCUUCGCUGCAAUGAAGAGUCCUGGUGGACCGUCAUGAGGAGACAUCCGGACUUCAAGGAGACGCAGAGUGACCCCGAAGAGACCCAGUUCACGGUCGCGCAGCCAGUCGACGCGAGGGUGGUGAUGCUGCUCGAGCUGACCCCGAGCACCGCCCACGACGCCCUCGCCCUCGCCCGCCGCUGGCUCGACGAGGGCGCGGAAGCCGGGACCUACGUGGGCGUCUUGCUCCUCCUGUCGGGAUUCAAGAACGCAGAAAAGGUCGCAGAGAUGACGCGUCUGUCUCUGUCCUCUCGCCUGAGCAUCACGGAGGCUCUGGAGAGGAGAGCGGAUGCUGCGAUGAGCGAGACGAGGUCAGGACCGCCAGCCAAAGUCAGGAAGGGCUUGCAGGAGGCUUCCAAGAUGUUGCCUGAUAUUACCCAUGGCAACGCCCUCGUCCUUAUGAUAUGCAGCAGCCCGGUGGAGAAAAAAGACCUCCGGGACAUAGAAAACGGUUGGACGACGCCGAUUUACACCAUCUCCUUAGGAAACGAGUCGAGUGACUUGAGAGAGUUCGUGGAGCAAACGAAAGGCAGAUUCAUUUCCUUUGACGACGCUCUAGACGAAGAUAAACAGCGGGAUCUCGUCUUCGAUGUGGCCAACUACGUCUCUCAGCCUCGUGAGCCUCCCAGCGAAGCUCCUAUUUUCUUGCAAAACGAGACGAUUUGGGGCAAGACUGAAGGCUCGAGCGUGCAACUCGACGGCACACCCGGAACCCUCGUCUUCCGCUUAACCACUAACAACCCGGACCACGUGAUGGAGCCGCCGUCGGUGAGGCCGCAGCACCCUCCCGGCGAAGCGUACCAGGCCAGGCCACGGGCUGGGUCGUCCUUGAACCAGUGGACCGUGGUCGUUGAUGAUGCCAGCACAAGGAAGCCUGGGGCAUGGGUCUGGCAAGUCAACACGACCGACGACGCAAAUUCGUUCGUGAGGCUGGAAACGCUUCUGGAGCCCGAGGCUGACGAAGGACCCGGGAUUCAUGUGGAUUCGUGGAUCGCCCCGAUCUCGGGACCUGACGGCGACGCUGGGACAUCUGACGGCGUCGUCCUGUUCGCGAGGGUGACGAAGGGCGAAGUCCCGGUCCUGGGCGCCGAGGUCGUCGCCCACGUGACCAGCGCAGAGAACAGCAGCGUGAAGCAGCAGUUGGCGCUCUUGGACUCCGGGAGCGGCGUCGACUCGCAGGCGGAGGACGGGGUCUACUCGCGCUUCCUCCCCCCGUUCGCGGUCGGCAGCUUCUCCGUCGACGUCAGGGUGACAAACAACGACACAAAGAUUCCACAAGCAGACAUAAAAGAACGCAGCCGAUACUCGCGUCCGAAAAUGUGCUGCGGAAGUACAUUUCCUUCUUCGACCAAGACGCUUCCUGUCCGCCAUCUGAACAGAAUAAGCCACGCAGGGACAGUCACGAUCACCAACUACCCUAAAGAGGACCGCACUUCGCCCUCCCGCGUGACUGACCUCCGGGUGAAGGAGGUGGCGCUGAGCGGCCUCUACUACGCGCGCGUGCGCCUGGCGUGGACGGCGACCGGCGACGACCGCGACUUCGGCCGAGCCUCCACCUACAGCGUCCGGGCCAGUCCCCGCCGAGGCCCCGAGAAGGCCGAGACGUGCGCCGACGCCUGCAUGGAGCUGGAGCCCUCGUUCGAAGCCGGGGCCGCGUCGCCGUCGGCAGGCGAGAGGGUGACCGCCAGCGUCCUCCUUCCGAGCCAUGGCCACGCCCACUUCUUCCUCGCCGUCACCGCUCAGGACGACGUCGGGAACGCCAGCCCGCCCUCGAACGUGGUGGCCGUGGAGAUGCGGGGCGGCCUGCUCCUCCAGUUCCAGCCAUGGGCGCGCCUCCUCCUGUGGCUCAUGAUCGGCUUGGUGGCGACGCUGGCGCUCGCACUGCCGCUGCUUCUGGCCUGCGACCGACACCAGUGCAGGUUCCUUUGGCGAGACAACUCCUUCCUCCUUGGCAAAUGUGAGCCGCUUGGCGGAAGCCAGGCUUAUAAUAUACCAAUAAAUGCGACUGAGCUGUAGCGCAGCCCCCGCGACUCAAAGCCGGGAUAAAAUCUUCCCUUGAUGUUGAGGCUUUGUAGUCAAGCCGCAGAUGAAUUUAGCUCAAGCAAGUUAGUGAUUGUAUUACACAGUGGGAACCUGAAAUGGUCGUGUCUGGAAUCCCGCUCCUGGCGAACUAGAGACCACUGGGAGCCUCACUAGCAAAAAUAACUGUCCUAGUAAACGUCUAAAGUGAUCAGCGCUGUGUGUGAUAGCAAUGACAAUGAACUACAGUUAUAUAUACUAUAACGUGACAGAGGAUAAAGGUUAUACUACAUUAGCAAAUACAUAGUUUGAAAGCCAAUGAUAACAGUAUGAUAGCAUAAUAAUGUGGAGGUCUCCGCCAUUAAGUCACACAGAAAAGAAACUCGGGUGUUAUUGUAAAAAUUGCAACCAUCCUAACCUUAAAACAAAUCACGAUCUUGAAAGCGUUUGAUCAAAAGACAAAUCACCGCCAAUAACUUUUUUUUCCCGAUGAAGACGAUUUCUUGACUACAUUCCGGAAACUUCACCAUUACGUUAGUCGAAGUUCAGUUUUCAUGUUCGGAAAUGGAGCUCUAAUGUUCACAGGAAUCUGAUAAUUUGAUCAUAGAUUGUGUUUCAUAGUUCAUAUUUCUUUUCUAAAAUCACGAUUCAUUGGUAGAAAUAACAGGACUUUAAACACAGAUUUAAAACACUGAUUAAGUCGCCGAUUUUUUUUCUCUCUCUCUCCUUGAUUAGAAGAACGUAAAGAGAAUGCUUUGUUCUACGUCUACUACUUUUCUACUUGCUUGAAUAAUAGGACGACGCUAGGAAAAAAAUGGAAUAUAAAAAAUCAGAAAUUCCCUCCUCUUGCUACUACAGUUGAACCAUUUGAACUGAGAAUGAACUGUAAGGAUGCCAGGGGGAAGAACACAUAUCAUGUGCAAGACAAUGCGGACAUAUGUGCAGAAAGAACAAAGUAGUACAGUAUAUUUCAUAAUUCAGGUACCUUUGAUAUCCUGCCCUGCUAUCGGGGCCAAUUUGUCUCUAAUUAGAGAUGGGUUCUGCGCAAAAGAAAAAAAAGAAAAGAAAAAAAGAAAAACGUUUGCAUUAUAGAUGGAGAUAGGAAUCCAAUGAUAUCAAAAUCCGUUUGGUGGAACUAUUCCAAAAUAUACCUAAUAAUAGUAGUAAGGAUGAUAAUGAUAACUAAAAAGGAUAAUGAAAAUAAUGAU
Molecule: messenger RNA, 4325 nt
Organism: Penaeus vannamei (Pacific white shrimp)
Lineage: Eukaryota; Metazoa; Arthropoda; Malacostraca; Decapoda; Penaeidae
Source: RefSeq, a predicted model, not a curated record